GCGUCAUCAAUUCAAACUGCUAUCGAAAGCGGAGUGGAGGUUGUGGAGAGUCAGAUCGCUGGCUGCACGGAGACCGGAGCUACAGACUGUACAGCACGGCCUUUUUAUAUUUCGUAUGAGCACAAAGCCUUGAUUUGUGAACAUGUGGACGGCUAUAGGGAAACUGCUGCUUCUACAUGGGCUAUUCGUGGGGUUUCUGGUGGUGAACGGAACUAAUCUGGACUGUGAAAGCGGUCAGUUUCAGUGUAGGAACGGCAGGUGUAUCCCGACUCCUUGGAGAUGUGAUGAUGAUGAUGACUGCUCAGACAACAGCGAUGAGGAGAACUGCCCAAAGAAGACCUGUGCCACAACUGACUUUGCAUGUAAGAACGGCCAGUGUGUCCCAGGCCGAUGGAGGUGUGAUGGAGAGCCAGAGUGUCCAGACGGUUCGGAUGAAGCAGACUCCGCCUGCAGUCGCCAGACGUGUCCGCCAGAGAAGUUUGACUGUGGCGGCUCAACCAGCAAGUGUGUGUCUUUGUCAUGGCGCUGCGAUGGAGAAAGAGACUGUGAAAAUGGAGCAGACGAGGAGCAGUGUGCCGCAGAUGCCAAGGCUUGUCCUGCGAAAGAGUUCCAGUGUCGCAACCGUAUGUGUGUGGCUCCAACAUUCGUAUGUGAUGGUGAUGAUGACUGCGGGGACCGCAGUGAUGAGGAGAAGUGCACCGCCGCUACCGCCAGCACCUGCGGCCCACAUGAGUUUCGCUGCAACGACUCCGAAUGCAUCCCAACACCGUGGAGCUGCGACGGAGACCCCGACUGCAGAGACAAGUCUGACGAGUCUUUGGAGCGGUGCAGCCGCAGGACAGAGCCGCAGAAACCUCACUGCUCCAUGGGAGAGUUUCGCUGCCGGAGCGGAGAGUGCAUUCAUCUCAACUGGAAAUGUGAUGGAGAUCCAGACUGCAAGGACAAGUCGGAUGAAGCAAACUGUCCUGUGUUGACCUGCCGUCCUGAUCAGUUCCAGUGUGGCGACGGCUCCUGCAUUCACGGCACUAAACAGUGUAACAAAGUGCACGACUGUCCAGAUUUCAGCGACGAGGCCGGCUGCGUCAACAGAACCAACAAAUGUGAAGGGCCGCUGAAGUUCAUGUGUAAGAGUGGGGAGUGUAUCGAUAGCAGCAAAGUGUGUGACACUAUCAGGGACUGCAAAGACUGGUCUGAUGAGCCUGUGAAGGAGUGCGGACUGAAUGAAUGUGCCAUAAACAAUGGCGGCUGCUCUCACAUAUGUAAAGACCGGCAGAUCGGCUUCGAGUGUCAAUGCCCCUCGGGCUACAAGCUCCUGGACAAGAAGACUUGUGGAGACAUAGACGAAUGCGAGAACCCAGAGGCCUGCAGUCAAAUAUGUAUCAACCUCAAAGGCGACUACAAAUGCGAGUGUUACGAAGGCUACGAGAUGGACCCAGUUACCAAGACGUGUAAAGCAGUGGGUAAGAGCCCAUACCUCAUGUUUACUAACCGCCAUGAAAUCCGCCGCAUUGAUCUGUUGAAGAAGGACUACACACAAGUGGUGCCGACCCUGAAGAAUGCUGUGGCCCUGGAUGUGGAUGUUACCACCAACAAGAUGUACUGGUGUGACCUUUAUCAUCGCAAGAUCUUCAGCGCAUACAUCAACAAAGCCAACAACUCAUCAGAGCAGAUCACUCUCAUAGACACCGCACUACAUUCCCCAGAAGGCUUAGCGAUGGACUGGGUUCAUAAGAACAUCUACUGGACGGACUCUGGACACAAAACCAUCUCUGUUGCUAAUGUCGAUGGCAAGAAGAGGAAGGUGUUGAUUGAUACCGAGCUCGGAGAACCACGUGCUAUUGCUGUAGACCCACGACAAGGGUUCAUGUACUGGUCAGAUUGGGGAGCGCAGGCCAAGAUUGAGAAAGCCGGGAUGAAUGGAGUGGAUCGGCAAGUUCUGGUUUCAGAGAGAAUCGAAUGGCCCAAUGGGAUUGCACUUGAUCUGUCAAGCAGUCGACUCUAUUGGGUGGAUUCAAAGCUGCAUCUGAUCUCCAGCGUGGACCUGAAUGGAGACAACCGAAGAAUUUUGCUGUCUUCCAUGGAUCAACUGGGACAUCCCUUCGCUCUUACUCUUUUCGAGGACCGGGUUUACUGGACAGACUUGGAAUAUGAGGCCAUCUACAGUGUAAACCGCCUGACAGGAAAUGAUGUGGUGAUGCUGGCUCAACAUCUCAACAACCCAUUGGACGUGGUGGUGUUUCAUGAGCUCCGGCAGCCUAAAGUUCCAGACACAUGCAACAUGGGGAAUUUGCCCAACGGAGGCUGUGAGUAUCUGUGCCUCAGAGCUCCUCAAAUCACAGAACACUCACCCAAAUACACCUGUGCCUGCCCCGACAGCAUGGAACUGGGCCCGGACAUGCGCCGCUGUGUGUCAGUGAAACCCAAAACAACAGCUGCUCCAGAUCCAGCUGCAUCCACAGCUUCAGCAGCAGAACCCUCCACUACUGCGACUCCUACAACCUCCACCCCAGUUACAUCAGCCAAUACACCUACAACCACCAGUAGACUCUUUACAACUACAGCACCAAUUACAACCAGCAGCAGCAGCUUCAGCACAUCCACCCACUCCAGCACGCAUCGCUCCACCAGCACACACUCCACAUCCACUUCAAGCACAGCGAGCUCUCAGCCCAGCACCACUGCACACUGGAAACAGCCCACCUCCACCGAGACGACCACAGAUCACAGGCACACAUCUACAACCAUUACACAUGUCAACAGCAUACAAGGAGCCAAUGCCAACCUCUCUCAUCGCGCUGGAAGUGGAAAUGACCACUUCCUCCUUGGUAGCAAUAUAACAGUUGCAGUUCUGGGUAUAGUCAUUCCAAUAGUGGUCAUCGGCCUGAUGUGUACCGGAGGUUACCUGGUGUGGCGCAACUGGAGGAGACGAAACACCAAGAGCAUGAACUUCGACAACCCAGUUUACCGCAAGACUACAGAGGACGACGAUGACGAAAUCCACAUCGGCCGCAGCGAGCAGAUCGGACACGUCUACCCUCCACGCGUGGCGCUCAGUCCGGACGAUGAUGGAUUCCCCUGAGGGCGACUCUCGCUCUCUCUCCUUCUCCAUCCCCGAAUCCAUGCGUCCUUUAGUCCUCCAUCUCUCCUUCCAUCGAGGAGAUUGCACCACACAGCAAGGUGCAGAGCCAAAAGGACACAAGAGCACACGCUCUCCACAGCCGAGAGCUACAAACUGGGUUUGUCUUCUUGUAGUGUUUUUUCAGCCCUCAGUCGGGCAAUAAUCACUAGUACUACUAGCAUCAUUCCUGCUCUGUGUCAGUAGAAGUAGACUAUGCUGUUUAAUGAUGACUAACCCCAUAGCUCAUCAUGUCAGUAGUCUCUAACACUCAGUGGCUCUCCUGCUGCACUCGUGCUGUAGUAGUUUUAUUUCAUUACAAUUAGUUUUACUUCUGAUUCGAGCUGACCUGUGGCCAUUUUGUGUGGGCAGAAUUGUGGGCUCUCCACCCAGUGCACAAAUAAGUGAAUAUUUGAAAUAGGAUUGAGGUGGGAUGAGGAUUACUUAUAUUUGCAGACAUUUAAAACACAAAUUCUGUGGCUAUUAUGCAUCUUGUUAACAAAUGAUAUCACUAAGUAAGAAAGUCUUAAUCCACAAUUUCCUGUCCUCCUAAUACCUCAGAUGCCAAGACUCCAGUUCCUUCAUGUCUUCCAUAGUCUCACAUUAUUUGGCCCUUCUGAAAGGUCUGCAGCCACUAUCUGGGGAUGAAUAGUUUCACCUCCCAGCUUUGAUGGGCAAUAUAUAUUUCCAUAUUUAUUUAUUUCACCAGCACUGGGUCUUCCAUUUUCUGAAGUUUCAAGGACCAACUAAAAAAAAAUCUUCCUGCUGAGGCACAUUUAUAUCCCCAAGUUUAGCUCAGGACAUAGUUUUUUUUUUUUUUACUAAAAUAUGAUCAGUUAUCGCUACAAUCUGUGUGGUUUGUUAUCAACCACACUAAUAGAUACGGUUGUCAGGGUUUGAUAAUGGCUAAAAUGCUGUUUGUUCAUAUCUACUGUCUAGAUCGCUUUCUCUCAGACACGCAAACACACACGCACACACACACAUACAAAUACAAAAUGUCUGUCCCUACAGUGCAUUCGACAUGCCACUGGUAAAACUCUUUAGCAUUUAGCAUGCUGACAACAAGACACCGUCUGCCAUAUCGGGUGGCUUAAUGGUGUGAUGGAUUAGAGUCAUAGAUCAAAGCUUUGCUCUUCUGAACAGUCAUCUGUUCAACACUUGGCACAGGAAAUGAGGAGUGCCUGAAUAUAGGCUUCCUGUACAUAUCAGCUAUCCAACUCUCUACACGUGAUGAAUAAGUGCUUGGCUAUUUCUGUCUCCCUGUCAGUGGGACACUUAAUGACCAAAAAA
Danio rerio (zebrafish) is the source of this 4405-nucleotide messenger RNA. The record is from RefSeq and is a predicted model, not a curated record. Lineage: Eukaryota; Metazoa; Chordata; Actinopteri; Cypriniformes; Danionidae.